CGAUUUUACAUCCUCAAUCAGGAGGCCCGUUAACAGAUGUCAGAGAGCAUUGAGCAGCGUGCAGAGACGAAAACAUGGAGCGAAAUGUUGGGUCGUUACAGGAGCAGGCCCUGAAGAGAAAAGAGAGGCUAAAAGCAAUACGAGAAAAACAACUUCAUGGGCGAGAGCAGGAAGACGGGGAACCAGAGAACAAAAAAGCUUCACUAGAGGAGACUACUGAGGAAAAGCACAGAGAGCUGAAGCUGAGGAAUUACACUCCAGAGGAUGAAGAGCUGAAGGAGAGGCAGGUGCCCAAAGCCAAACCUGCAUCAGUGGAGGAUAAAGUAAAAGACCAGUUAGAGGCAGCUAAUCCAGAGCCCAUCAUUGAAGAAGUGGAUUUGGCCAACCUCGCCCCAAGAAAACCAGAUUGGGAUCUAAAGCGUGAUGUGGCAAAGAAACUGGAGAAGUUGGAGAGGAGAACACAGAGAGCCAUCGCCGAGCUCAUCCGGGAUCGUCUCCGAGGCAGUGAGGAGGAGUUGGCCGGAGCAGUGGGGGCAGUAGGACCGGAGGAGGGAGACUCGGAUUAAAUCCCAACAGAUACAUCCCUACAGAGGGAUGGCCUCGUUUUACUGGGACUGUACUGUCAACAUCUGUGUAGUGCUCAGGGAGGCUACUUUCAUCACAGAGUAACAUGUUUUCUGUCAGGUCUUUAUAUUCCCUUUGUGAGUCCUGCCUUGUGUCAUUGUAAUAUUACAAAUUAAUAUGUAGUAGUACAAUCUGUAACAUCAACAUUUUGUUGUAAUAUUUUAUAUUUUCAAGUAAAAUAAUGUGAAUUUUUCAAAAGCCUGAUUAUA
Molecule: messenger RNA, 833 nt
Organism: Etheostoma cragini (Arkansas darter)
Lineage: Eukaryota; Metazoa; Chordata; Actinopteri; Perciformes; Percidae
Gene: ccdc12
Product: coiled-coil domain containing 12
Exons: 7
Coding region: 75-566 (163 amino acids)
Cellular component (GO): post-mRNA release spliceosomal complex; U2-type spliceosomal complex
Source: RefSeq, a predicted model, not a curated record